GCUCUGAUGAUGAGGCAAUGGCCAGUUACCUGGACAACAUGGAGGAGGGCUUCCAUACAUGGCUGAUAACACCACAGCAGGCAACAUGGUGUUUGAAGAUUCACAGAUCAGGUCGGGUAAUCCAGCCACCCACUCAGGUGCCACCAUAUCUUGUGGUGAUGACGGAAUGAAGGUUGCUCCUGUCAAAGCAAUGGGUCUAGAGCAGGAAGUAAAUGCAGCUUUACACCAGAAACCCCCAACAUCUUCUUGUCUCAGAACUCAACCUGAGAACAACUGCCCUCCUCUCCAAAACCAGGAGGUCCUCCAUCUGAAGCCAACAAAGGAUUUGUCCACAUUGUCAAGUGAACCGUUGUGUAUAGACCAGCUGGGCCCUGGGGACAUUGAGAGAAGUAGACCAAAACUACAGGACAAACAAGAGCUUUGGAAUAUGACAAAUACUACCAAGCCAGACUUCAUGAGCCAGAGCCCUGUUGUGUGCCACAAUGGAGACUUUUUCUCUAAAAAUUCCAGCCCAAAGGAGAAGACACCUAACAAUUUCAGCAGCAUAUUUGAUGGGAUAUUCUAACCUGAUUGCUGAGGUCACAUGUGGGAGUUAACCUCCAUCAACCCUAGUGGUAGUGGUUAAGACAUUGCAAUCUCUAUUUAUGUGAAGGCAUAUCUUUGAUUGCUCUGAAUGGCCUGUUUAGUGUUUUGUUCAUUAUUGACAUAAAGUUGGAAAGACUCACUUUUCACAUUCUAAAAUUUCUUGUA
Molecule: messenger RNA, 750 nt
Organism: Liolophura sinensis
Lineage: Eukaryota; Metazoa; Mollusca; Polyplacophora; Chitonida; Chitonidae
Exons: 3
Coding region: 59-565 (168 amino acids)
Source: RefSeq, a predicted model, not a curated record